UUCAAAUGUUCCCAUCCCCUAAUGUGUCUAAACGAUGCCACAUCAAUUCAAUCAAUGAUCAUUGCCUACCUUUCCCCCAAUACAUGGAUUCUUCCAACAUAGUUCACCACACCCACAUGCACAAAACUCAAAAAGUAAAACAAAAAGAAAAACAAAUCAUUAAUUUCCGCACUCUUCAUUUAAUAUAAAGUCUAUUUUGGUGUGUGCCAUAUUAUUGCCACCAUGGACAACUCCAUGCCUAUGUUAUCAUGUUUGUUAUUCUUGUUUUUGCAAUGUGGCUUCUCUUCUUCAAACAUGGACAUCUUCAUCCUUGCCGGACAAAGCAACAUGGCUGGUCGUGGCGGCGUCAAAAACGGGAGGUUUUGGGACGGUAAUGUCCCACCAGAGUGCCGGUCCAACCCUUCUAUCUUACGAUUAAGUGCGAGUCUACAAUGGGAAGAGGCCCAUGAGCCUCUCCAUUUAGACAUCGACCUUGGCAAGACUUGUGGGGUUGGACCGGGUUUGGCAUUCGCAAACGAAAUUCUGAGGAUCAAAGGUGAGAGUGUUAAUGUGGUGAUGGGUUUGGUGCCUUGUGCAAAGGGAGGGACUAAGAUUGGGGAAUGGAGUAAAGGGACAAGUUUGUACAAUGAAUUGGUGAGAAGGGCAAUUGAGUCAGUGAAGGGUAAUAGUGGAAGAACAAUUAGGGCACUUUUGUGGUAUCAAGGUGAGAGUGACACUGUUAGAGAAGAGGAUGCUGAAGGUUAUAGCCAUAACAUGGAGAAAUUUAUUAUGGACCUUCGUUCUGAUCUUCAUCUUCCAAAUCUUCUUGUUAUCCAGGUAGCACUUGCAUCAGGGGAAGGAAAAUACAUUGAGAAAGUGAGAAAGGGUCAAUUAGGGUUGAAGCUUCCAAAUGUGAAGUGUGUUGAUGCAAAGGAUUUGCCCCUCAAAACAGAUAAACUUCACCUUACUACAGUCUCACAAGUUCACUUAGGAAUGCGUUUGGCUCAUGCCUAUAUUGCUUCCACCACUCAUCAUCAUCAUCAUCAUCAAUUUAUUAAUCACUCACUCACAAGUUAUGUAGCUAGUUAAUUAAAUCAGGAAUUUCGGAUAAGAGUAAAUUAAAUAUUU
Messenger RNA from Arachis stenosperma, 1107 nucleotides. RefSeq names its product probable carbohydrate esterase At4g34215. The record is from RefSeq and is a predicted model, not a curated record. NCBI's taxonomy places the organism in Eukaryota, Viridiplantae, Streptophyta, Magnoliopsida, Fabales, Fabaceae. The transcript is spliced from 3 exons. The coding region runs from base 223 to 1068 and encodes 281 amino acids.